This is a messenger RNA of Anoplopoma fimbria (sablefish), 2214 nucleotides long. RefSeq names its product synaptic vesicle glycoprotein 2A-like. The transcript has 12 exons. The record is from RefSeq and is a predicted model, not a curated record. Gene Ontology annotation, cellular component: membrane. The coding region runs from base 1 to 2214 and encodes 737 amino acids. Gene Ontology annotation, molecular function: transmembrane transporter activity. Gene Ontology annotation, biological process: transmembrane transport; chemical synaptic transmission. Lineage: Eukaryota; Metazoa; Chordata; Actinopteri; Perciformes; Anoplopomatidae.
AUGGAGGAAGGCUACCAAAACCGGACUGCCUUCAUAAAAGGCGCCAAAGACAUUGCCAAAGAAGUCAAGCGGCAAGCAUCUAAGAAGGUCGGCCGCUCAGUGGAUAAGGUGACCGAUGAGUACAGCAAGCGCUCCUACAGCCGGUUUGAAGAGGACGAUGAUGAUGAUUACCCAACGCAGGGAAGCCAGGACGGAGGCUAUUACCGUGGAGACAGCCAGGCGGCCAACGACGAUGAGGGCGGCCACAGUGACUCCACAGAGGGUCACGAUGAAGAUGAUGAGAUCUACGAGGGCGAGUACCAAGGCAUUCCCCGGGCUGAAUCAGGCAAGGGCAGCCUGGCUGGAGGUCCGGGAUCGGUGAGGGCCGGCGCUCAGCAGUUCACAGAUAUCGGAGUGUCCGAGGCUGAGAGGAGGAAGGACCAGGAAGAGCUGGCGCAACAGUACGAGACCAUUUUACAAGAGUGUGGUCAUGGGAAGUUCCAGUGGACCCUGUACUUUGUGCUGGGGCUGGCUCUCAUGGCAGACGGUGUUGAGAUCUUCGUGGUCGGGUUUGUCCUGCCCAGCGCUGAGAAGGACAUGUGCCUGUCUGAACCUAACAAAAGCAUGCUGGGUCUGAUUGUAUAUUUUGGGAUGAUGGUUGGGGCUUUCCUCUGGGGGGCUCUGGCUGACCGGAUAGGCCGUCGACAGUCUCUCCUCAUCUCUCUCUCCAUCAAUAGUGUCUUCUCCUUCUUCUCCUCCUUCGUCCAGGGCUACAGCACCUUUCUGUUUUGCCGACUCCUCUCAGGUGUUGGGAUUGGUGGCUCGAUCCCCAUCGUGUUUUCCUACUAUUCUGAAUUUCUGUCCCAAGAGAAGCGUGGUGAGCACCUCAGUUGGCUCUGCAUGUUCUGGAUGAUUGGGGGAAUAUAUGCAUCUGCCAUGGCCUGGGCUAUUAUCCCACAUUAUGGAUGGAGUUUCCAGAUGGGCUCGGCGUAUCAGUUCCAUAGCUGGCGUGUGUUUGUGUUAGUGUGCGCUUUUCCCUCUGUCGCAGCCAUCGCUGCCCUCAGCGCCAUGCCAGAGAGCCCACGCUUCUACUUAGAGAAUGGCAAACAUGACGAAGGCUGGAUGAUUCUGAAGCAAGUUCACGACACUAACAUGCGAGCAAAGGGACACCCAGAGAAAGUGUUUUCUGUCACCACAAUUAAGACGGUGAAGCAGAUGGAUGAUUUGACGGACAUUGGCACCGAUACUCCAGUAUGGCAUCGCUACAGGAUGAAGAUUAUGAGCCUCUCCCAUCAGAUACGGAAUAACAUUGUUGCCUGCUUCAGCCCAGAAUAUAAACGGAGGACUUUCAUGCUCAUGGCUGUUUGGUUUACCAUGUCUUUCAGCUAUUACGGUCUGACGGUGUGGUUCCCAGACAUGAUCAAGUACAUCCAGAAGCAGGAAUAUGACUCACGCACAAAGACCUUCACCAAGGAACGAGUGGAGCAUGUCACUUUUAACUUCACGCUGGAAAACCAAGUGCAUCUCGAAGGACACUACUUCAAUGACAAGUUCCUCAACCUGAAGAUGAAGUCCAUGGUGUUUGAAGACUCGGUGUUUGAGGAGUGCUACUUUGAGGACAUCACCUCCAUACACACCAUCUUUAGAAACUGCACCUUCAUUGCAAGUUUGUUCUACAACACAGAUUUGUUCAAAUACCGGUUUGUCAACUGUAAACUGGUCAACAGCACGUUCAUCCACAACAAGGAGGGCUGCAUGCUCGACUUCAGCGACGACUUCAACAAUGCCUACAUGAUAUACUUUGUCAACUUCCUCGGCACGUUGGCGGUGUUGCCUGGCAACAUCGUGUCGGCUCUAUUAAUGGACAAAAUUGGGCGUUUAAGGAUGCUCGCGGGAUCCAGUGUCAUAUCUUGUGUCAGCUGUUUCUUCCUGAUGUUCGGCAACAGUGAGUCAGGGAUGAUCGCCCUCUUGUGCCUGUUUGGUGGCAUCAGCAUCGCCUCGUGGAACGCCCUGGAUGUGAUAACAGUGGAGCUCUACCCCUCGGAUAAAAGGACCACAGCGUUUGGCUUCCUGAAUGCCCUCUGUAAGCUGGCGGCUGUCUUGGGCAUCAGCAUCUUCCAGUCAUUCGUCGGCAUCACGAAGGCUGUGCCCAUCUUGUUUGCGGCUGGCGCUCUCGCUGCAGGUAGUUUCCUUGCAACACAGUUGCCUGAAACACGAGGCCAAGUGUUGCAGUAA